Molecule: messenger RNA, 1160 nt
Organism: Larimichthys crocea (large yellow croaker)
Lineage: Eukaryota; Metazoa; Chordata; Actinopteri; Sciaenidae
Gene: bphl
Product: biphenyl hydrolase like
Exons: 7
Coding region: 110-961 (283 amino acids)
Molecular function (GO): serine hydrolase activity
Source: RefSeq, a predicted model, not a curated record
CACACACACACACACACACACACACCGUGUGGCACAGAUCAGGAUUUCAUAACUCUCUGUUCACUCUUUAACCACCUGCAGAGCUGCACAGACUCUCUGGCUGUGCGUAAUGGCGUUGUUUUUGCUCGGAGGACGUUUGUUGAAAUGCAGGAGUGGCGCACACAGAGCCGUGACGGUGACCCAGCCUUACUGCUCCUCGGUGGCCUCGGGCAGGCAGCAUGUUAAUGGAGUGAAUCUGUACUACGAGCAGACGGGCCGAGGGAAACACGCUGUGCUGUUGCUCCCUGGUGCUCUGGGAAGCACUCGGACUGAUUUUGGACCUCAGAUGAAGUCUCUGAAUAAAGAACGCUUCACUGUAGUUUGCUUCGAUCCUCGUGGUUACGGAAAGUCCCGCCCUCCAGCCAGAGACUUCCCCAUUGACUUCUAUGAGAGGGAUGCAAAGGACGCAGUGGAUCUGAUGAAGGCUUUGGGCUUUGGAAAAUUCUCUAUGUUGGGGUGGAGUGACGGAGGAAUGACAGCUCUGAUCGCAGCAGCGAAGAACCCCGAUCUAGUCAACAAGAUCGUUGCGUGGGGAUCCAAUGCCUAUAUCUGCAAGCAAGACCUCGAGCUUUACGAAGCGGUCCGUGAUGUCUCCAGGUGGAGUGCGAAGAUGAGGCAGCCCAUGGAGGAGGUGUACGGAGCAGAGCUCUUUGCUAAAACCUGGGAGGACUGGGUGGACGGGAUCGCAAAGUUCGAAAACAGACCAGAAGGGAGCAUCUGCAUGGAGUUUCUGCCCUUAGUCCGCUGUCCAACCCUCAUCAUCCAUGGAGAGAAAGACCCCAUGGUGCCUGCUUUCCACGCACAUUGCCUCCUCAAACACAUCAAGGGAUCGCGACUGCACCUGAUGCCAGAGGGUAAACACAACCUCCACCUGAGGUUUGCUGACGAGUUCAACAAACUGGUUGAAGACUUUCUGGAGUGAUUCAUUAACACCGUUAAAUAACACAGAGAAGCACGAGGAUGACGAAUAGUUACAUAUUAAUACUAAGAGCAUUAAAGAUCAAUUGUGUCAAAAUUUAGGGGGAUUUAUUUAUAGAAUAUGGCAGAAAUGAAAUAUAAUAUGCAUAACUAUGUUUUCAUGUUAUAACCUGAAAAUAAGAAUGAAUUAAUUUUGGAAUUUU